CUCCUUUCGUCUCCUCCCCCACUUUUCCCUCGUUUUUCCCCCCUCUUCUGCCGCCAAAAAAUUCCUCAGAUCCAAACCCUAGCGCUCGCCGCGCCGCGCCGCGAUCCUCCCCCUCCCGAUCCCCCCCCCAUGGCGGCCGCCGGCGCCGGCUCCAGCGAGGUCGCCGCGCGGGUGCUGCUCCAGCGCUACCAGCCGUUCGCGCCGCCGCCGGGCGAGUACCACCAGUUCGGCUCCGGUGGCGCCGCCGCCGCCGGGGACAUGACGGAGGCCGUGCUCAUCCGGACGCCAUUAAAGCGGAAACAUGACAGAGAAGAGAAUGAAGCUGCUGAAUCAAAUGACUGGAUGAUGAGCCCUGGAUACACUAAUCCAGCAGGCAGCCCAGUUCCAACACCGCUUUCAGGAAAAGGUUCAAAAGCUUUUGCCAAAUCAAAAGCUGCAAAAGGCCAGAAAUCUUGUCCCCAGACCCCUUUGUGCGCUAGUUCUCCAGGCAAUCCGGUUACACCUGUUGGUGGCUGCCGAUAUGAUAGCUCCCUAGGGCUAUUGACAAAAAAGUUCCUAAACUUGCUAAAGGGUGCACCUGGCGGCAUAGUUGAUUUGAAUAAUGCCGCAGAAACACUGGAGGUACAAAAAAGGCGUAUAUAUGACAUCACUAAUGUCCUUGAAGGGAUAGGGCUGAUAGAAAAGAAGCUCAAGAACAAUAUCCGUUGGAAAGGAAUUGAUGACUCCCGACCAGGAGAAGUUAGUGAUGAUAUGUCCAUCUUACAGGCUGAUAUUGAAGCCCUCUCACUGCAGGAGCACAGCGUAGAUCAACAAAUAAGUGAAAUGCGAGAUAAGUUAAGAGGACUCACAGAAGAUGAAAAUAACCAAAAGUGGCUAUAUGUUACUGAAGAUGACAUCAAGUCUUUGCCCUGCUUCCAGAAUCAGACACUGAUCGCAAUCAAAGCGCCUCAUGGUACAACUUUGGAGGUCCCAGAUCCUGAUGAAGUGAAUGAUUAUCCACAGAGGAGAUAUAGGAUUGUUCUAAGGAGUACUAUGGGUCCAAUAGAUGUCUACCUAGUUAGUCAAUUUGAGGAGAUGAGUGGCAUGGAGACUCCUCCAAGGACUGUGCAGCCAGUAAGCAUGGAUUCUCUAGAGAAUCCCAGGACGCCAUUGGCUGCAGAACCCAACAAAGCUGCAGAGUCACAGCCAAAUAUUCAAGAUGGGCUGCUAAUGCCUUCUGAUGCUCCUUCUAGUUCACAGGAUAUUGGCGGGAUGAUGAAGAUUGUCCCUUCAGAACUUGAUACCGAUGCAGACUACUGGCUCUUAUCAGAUGCCGGGGUUAGCAUUACCGACAUGUGGAAGACAGCACCAGAGGUGGAGUGGGAAGGAAUCGAGAAAUUCAAUGCAGAGGACUUCCUGGAGGUUAGCACGCCUCGGCAGCAGGAUAAACCAUCCUCUGACAUUAUGGAUGGAGACUCCUGCAUAAGCUGAAAACCUGGAAACAGUGGAAGUACCAUCCAAAUACCUGGGAAAUGUCUGUUUCUUGGCAUGGGCUACUGGUGACCACGUGAAAACCGUAGAAGAGAGGUUCAGGGAAUGGCUGUAAGCCUGUGAUGAUGUACAGAUGGCAAACUGACAGCUUCCUGGAUCAAGAAGGCAUCACAACGUCCUGAUCAUUCAGGUCUUGACUGGCAAGAUGAACGAAUCCUAAAGCUGAAUUUGUGGUUCCUGUGAGUUGUAUGUUGUAUCUCACAACAAAAAGGAGCGUACAGCUAGGUUUAAGCUAGACAGUGCUGCAAGCUCCGGGACUAAAAUUAUUCAGGAUUCAGGAAGCGCUGUAAAACUUGAAGCUGACUCUGUUGUACUAUAAAUUUUUCGUAUUCUUGAUGGUAUCUAUUAAAAAUCACUGCAUCACUGGUGCCAUCCUGAAAUGGACUGAUGCAGUGAAGUAGUAGGUAGCUUUACAUAUGACAACUUGACAAGUCUGUUUUCAGUGUCUUGCUGGAUCAGCCUUCCAUUGGCCAUUGCUGGGCAAUCACCUGUAACAUUUCGUUCUCUUUCAUUUUCGAAGGGUCUUGUGAUGUAUC
This is a messenger RNA of Oryza sativa Japonica Group (Japanese rice), 2066 nucleotides long. RefSeq names its product transcription factor E2FA. Gene Ontology annotation, cellular component: RNA polymerase II transcription regulator complex. Gene Ontology annotation, molecular function: RNA polymerase II cis-regulatory region sequence-specific DNA binding; protein dimerization activity; DNA-binding transcription factor activity, RNA polymerase II-specific. Lineage: Eukaryota; Viridiplantae; Streptophyta; Magnoliopsida; Poales; Poaceae. Gene Ontology annotation, biological process: regulation of transcription by RNA polymerase II. The record is from RefSeq and is a predicted model, not a curated record.